AUGGCGACUCUUGAUUCUGUCCAAAUCCUGUCUGAGGCGGCGUUUGGCUGCGAACAUCUUGCUACAAUCAUGCAGGAUCAAUCGACUGCUGGCCAGUUCAAGAAUGGUUACCGCAAGCAGUUUGAAGCCCUGGCACCUUACACCAAGCCUGAAACGGCUGCGGUACCGACAAGUGGCCUGCGGACUGUGGCUACCUUGAAACCAAAGUACCACUGCUUGAGCUGCACAGAGGUCUGUUUGAACUCGGAGCGCAAGGCGCACACGAAGAAGACCGGCCAUGUUUUCUACUUGGAGUCCCGCAACCGUUUCGUGUUCUGUGAGACUUGUGUAGAUUUUGUCUACGACCAUGGUCUGGAGAGACUCUGUGGCCCCUCCGGAAAGUUUGAGUACCAAGACGGCAAGAACCGAUGGAUCGAAGACUCCGCGUCUGAGGUCUAUGUCAAGAGCAACGCAUACAAGAACCCUUGCUCGCGUCGUGGUGCUCGUGGUGUCUGGAACAUGGGACAGACCUGUUACCAGGCUGUCAUCCUCCAAGCUCUGCUGCAUGACCCAACCCUCAAUGCCUAUUUCCUGGCUGGAGGUCAUGACAUCCACACCUGCAAGAGGCCAUUUUGCAUGGCCUGCGCCGCCACUGAGGUCUUUAUGGAAUUCAACAGUGGCGAGAAGACCGAUGCAGUGUCGGCGGCUACCCUCUUGUAUCAUGGAUGGGAUGCCUCACGAGAAAUGGCAGGCUACCGCCAGCAGGAUGCCCACGAGUACUUCCAAUUCCUGGUAAAUGCCCUGCACGCGGCGACACCCGGGCACUCCGAGAGCUACGGCACCAAGUGCGAGUGCUUCUUCCAUCGCACUUUCUACGGCGAACUCCGCAGCAGCGUGAUGUGCCACAAGUGCGGCAAGACCACUCACACUUACGACCCGAUGGCGGAUCUGAGCCUCGACGUGCAGCUUCAGAACAAGAAGCGCAAGCUGGGCCGAUCCACUGCCACCGGUACCGGGACCCUGCUCAGCUGCUUGGAGAGCUUUAUUGCAGUCGAGGACCUACAGCACCACACCGAGGCGGCCUAUCACUGCGAGAAAUGCGGCAACACCCCUCAGCGGGCGUCGAAGCGGCUGCAGAUCAACAAGCUCCCAAGUAUCCUGUGCAUGCAGCUGAAGCGCUAUGAACACAACCAGGCCUCCUCCGAGAAAAUGGAUGGCCACAUCGACUUCCCCCUUACCCUGAACAUGCUCCCUUUCACCGUGAAGAAGGACAAGGAGCGUGUCGACACAUCCAAGUACAUGUACGAUCUCUCGACUGUCGUGGUCCACCAGGGUUCCAUGGACUCUGGACACUACUACUCCUACACUCGUCUGGGAGGUGACAAGUGGGUGUUGAUGGAUGACAACAAAGUCACUGUCGCCAGCAUCCCGGAUGUUCUCAAGCAGAAUGCUUACCUCCUGUUCUAUGGCAUUCGCUCGAUUGAUUCCGAGAAGUGA
This is a messenger RNA of Penicillium subrubescens, 1476 nucleotides long. RefSeq lists its product as uncharacterized. The transcript has 7 exons. The record is from RefSeq and is a predicted model, not a curated record. Gene Ontology annotation, molecular function: cysteine-type deubiquitinase activity. Gene Ontology annotation, biological process: protein deubiquitination. The coding region runs from base 1 to 1476 and encodes 491 amino acids. NCBI's taxonomy places the organism in Eukaryota, Fungi, Ascomycota, Eurotiomycetes, Eurotiales, Aspergillaceae.